Molecule: messenger RNA, 872 nt
Organism: Pelagomonas calceolata
Lineage: Eukaryota; Pelagophyceae; Pelagomonadales; Pelagomonadaceae
Source: the annotation of a GenBank genome assembly
GCCAAACUCACGGGCCGCGACGUUUGCUGCGCGCGGCCUUUGUGAGCGCACACGCACUAGGCUUUCGCUGCGCGCGGGGCAGCCCGCGACCUUUGUGAGCGCACACGCUCCCUUGGUGAGGGGCAGCCCGCAACCUUGCCAGGGCCCAAGCGGAGAGCGUCACGAUGCCCGCCGGCGCCGCCGAGGACUUCGUGGCGAAGUGCCGGGAGCACAAGCUGGACUUCGUGGUCUUCGUGCGGCACGCGUCCUCGGCGCCGCUGCACGCGGGCGCCGCGAAGCGCGCGGAGAAGCCGCACGACUGGAAGAUCGACGACCAGAUGCGCGUGCUCACGCAGAAGGGCAAGGACCAGUGCGCGGCCGCGGCCUGGUUCCGCGAGCUGGACGUGCGGGCGGCGCUCACGUCGCCGGCGCGCCGCGCGUCCGAGACGGCCAUGCGCAUGACGGACCGGACCGAGACCGAGGAGCAGAAGGUGGGCUCUAUAUAUUUACGCAUGGUCGCCGGCGUGCACCCGGCGGGCAUGAGCGAAACCUGCGAGGCGCUCUUCGAGACCAUGGGCUACGGGCCGCUGCGCGUCUUCUUCGAGGCGGCGGGCGGCGAGGACGCCUUCCAGGCGUACGGCGACGCCGUCUGCGCCGAGCUCGCCGCCGCCGCGGUGCCCGCCGGCGACGGCGGCGGCCUCGCCGUCUUCGGCCACGCCGUCUUCCUGAACGCGAUCGCUUAUAAAGUAGCGCAAGCAGCGGGCGCGUCCGACGACGCGAAGGCGGCGCUGCUCGACAUGGACCUGGGGGAGACGCAGGGCAUCCGCGUGUCGAUGAGCGGGGACGUGGCGAAGUACCCGCUCGCGUGAGUCUAUUAACAGUAUGGUUUAUUG